AUGUCUGCGCCCAUUGUGCAUCAUCUUUCUUUCGGUCCCUUGACCGCUCACGCUUUCAAUGCGGACCGAUCGCAAGUGGCUGUAUGCCCCAACUCCAACGAGGUGCAGAUUUACUCGUUGACGGGCAGCAGUUGGACCCUGACCAGCACCUUGACGGAGCACGACAAGAUAGUCACUAGCAUCGAUUGGGCUCCGCUAUCGAACCGCCUUGUGACUUGCUCUCAGGACAGGAACGCAUAUGUUUGGAGUCUGGGUAAUGACGAGAAUGGAAAGCAGGUCUGGAAACCCACGCUGGUGUUGCUCAGACUCAAUAGAGCGGCAACGUUUGUGAGGUGGAGCCCAAAGGAAGACAAAUUCGCCGUAGCAAGUGGGGCUAGGUGAGUCAAGGCUUGCAUUACAUCACUGCGAUGAAAGCGCCCAGGCUGACUGGGAUCUCAAUGUGACGCAGAAUCAUUUCUAUCUGCUCAUUCGAAGCUGAUAACGACUGGUGGGUAGCUAAGCAUAUCCGCAAGCCGCUGCGAUCUACUGUGCUGUCUCUGGAUUGGCAUCCCAACAACGUGCUGCUAGCGGCUGGCAGUGCUGACGCUCGCGCGAGAGUCUUCAGCGCCUUCAUUAAGGGCGUGGACGACAAGCCUGCAGCUUCUGUGUGGGGAGAGAGGCUGCCCUUCGGCACGGUCUGUGCAGAGUUUGCGGCGCCUGCUGGCGGGUGGGUUCACGAUGUUAGCUUCUCGCCAGACGGAGAUUCGCUCGCUUUCGUGGGUGAGUAAUCUGCGUUCAAACGCUCUCCUUUUGUUCGGCACGACUCACGCUUACCAUACUGCACUCUUGCUUUUCCUCGCGCAGCUCACGACUCCUCCGUAACCAUCGCUCAUCCUUCGGCACCUGGAGCACCUCCCCAUGCAGUCCACGUGAUCAGAAGUCCAACUCUUCCUUACGUGUCCUUGCGCUUCGUCUCGCCCACGUCUUUCGUCGCUGCCGGUCACGAUUGCCAGCCUGUUCUGUUCACCGGCGACGUCACUUCUGGAUGGCGUCUUGCGAAGUCUCUUGACAGCGCAGCAGUUGCCGGGGGCAAAGCGCCUCCCCCACCACCUCCCAAGCCAUCUGGCGUCGGUGGACCUGGUCGACUGAACAACGAGGCAUUCAAUCGCUUCAAGUCUGCCGAUGCUCGUGGUGUCAGUACAGCAACAUCUGUUGCUGGCGGGGGCAACGGAAGCGGUGUCGCGGGGCAACUGGGCGCCAUCGUCGGAAGUGGUGUCGGAGCUGAUGGAGAGCUGCAUACGACCCACCAGAACACCAUCACCAGCGUACGAGUCUACUCUGGCUCAGCGGACAAUGCCAGCGCCAUCAGUACGAGCGGUGUGGAUGGACGUCUGUGCAUCUUUACCGUUCCUGCACCCUCGUCCAUUGGAGCGCUCACGAAGGGCGUAGCUUCCAUUCGAGUUGCCUAA
This is a messenger RNA of Ceraceosorus bombacis, 1448 nucleotides long. Lineage: Eukaryota; Fungi; Basidiomycota; Exobasidiomycetes; Ceraceosorales; Ceraceosoraceae. The record is from the annotation of a GenBank genome assembly.